This is a messenger RNA of Osmia bicornis bicornis, 1302 nucleotides long. Its product is annotated as graves disease carrier protein homolog. Gene Ontology annotation, cellular component: mitochondrial inner membrane. The transcript is spliced from 7 exons. The record is from RefSeq and is a predicted model, not a curated record. The coding region runs from base 296 to 1243 and encodes 315 amino acids. Lineage: Eukaryota; Metazoa; Arthropoda; Insecta; Hymenoptera; Megachilidae. Gene Ontology annotation, biological process: transmembrane transport.
ACACAGACAUUGAAUAUGAACCAACAUCUACGUAUAUUUUACGUUAUUACAUUUUAUUUAUCAAUGCAGGCGUUUCGUAACAUGGUGUUAAAGUCCAUAUUUAAAGCAUAAAAACAUAACCUAAACAUCUGGUAUUUCUAACAUGAAUAAGAAAAGUAAGUAAAAAACAGUGAUCUCGUUAUCGUCGGCUACGAGAUGAAACAAUGUCAACACAAUAAUUAUUUGUAACGAAUACUUCGGUUUCCUUCUUAAAUUUCAUUUCUGUCGUCUAUAUGUAUGCGGCAACAAUUUAACAAUGUCAUAUCAAGUCAGAUCCGAGGAUUAUGUAUUUUUAAUAAAAAGUUUAUUCGCUGGUGGUAUAGCUGGAAUGUGUUCAAAAACAACAGUGGCCCCAUUAGACAGAAUAAAAAUAUUAUUACAAGCACAUAAUAGACACUAUAAGCAUUUAGGUGUUAUUUCUGGACUAAAAGAAAUAAUCCAGCGUGAAAAAUUUUUUGCUUUGUAUAAAGGAAAUUUUGCUCAAAUGAUAAGAAUCUUUCCAUAUGCUGCAACACAAUUUACUACAUUUGAGCUGUACAAAAAGUAUCUAGGAGGUAUAUUUGGGAAGCACACGCACAUAGAUAACUUUUUGGCUGGAGCUGCUGCUGGUGUCACUGCAGUUACAUUAACAUAUCCGUUAGAUGUCAUUAGAGCUAGGCUCGCUUUCCAAGUCACCGGAGAACAUAUUUAUGGAGGAAUUAUACAUGCGGGUGUCACAAUUUUUAAAAAGGAAGGUGGUAUCCGAGCGCUGUACAGGGGAUUUUGGCCAACUAUUUUUGGCAUGAUUCCAUAUGCAGGAUUUUCCUUUUAUUCAUUCGAACAACUUAAAUAUUUAUGUAUGAAAUAUGCACCAGAUUAUUUUUGUGACAAGUGUGAUAGAAAUACUGGUGGUUUAGUUUUAACUACAUCUGCUAGAUUAUUAUGCGGAGGUGUUGCAGGUGCUAUUGCUCAAAGUUUCUCUUACCCAUUGGAUGUUACUAGAAGACGUAUGCAGUUAGCUAUGAUGAAUCAUGCUACGCACAAAUAUAGUACUAGUAUGUUACAAACUAUGAAAAUGAUAUAUAAAGAAAAUGGCAUUGCAAAAGGUUUGUAUCGUGGAAUGAGUAUUAAUUAUUUAAGAGCAAUUCCUAUGGUAUCAGUCAGUUUCACCACAUACGAAAUUAUGAAACAAGUACUGAAUUUAGAUACAGGAAUAAAAUUAUAAUUUAUUUUGCAAAGAUCUGUAACUUGUAAAAUAAUUAAUGUUGAUUCAUUUUGAUUUUC